GGAUGUCUAGGAGCACUAGAUGGUACAUACAUUAACGUCCGAGUCCCAUCGAAAGAUAGGGGAAGAUAUAGGAAUCGAAAGGGUCAAGUAUCAGUUAAUGUACUUGGGGUAUGCGAUAGAAAUAUGAACUUCGUCUACAUGCUUUGUGGAUGGGAGGGGUCUGCUGCUGAUAAUCGAGUACUAAGAGAUGCAAUCACUAGGGCAAAUUCUCUUCGAGUCCCAAAUGGACAAUAUUAUUUGGUGGAUGGUGGUUACACUAAUGUUUUUGGCUUUCUAUUGCCAUAUAGGGGUGUCAGAUAUCACUUAGAUGAAUGGGAUACAGGGUCCCGUACUCCACAAAACUUUAGAGAACUCUACAACCUUCGGCACACCAAAGCUAGGAACGCGAUUGAACGUGCUUUUGGCAUUCUAAAAAUGCGUUGGGCAAUUCUUAGGAAGGGCGGCGCAAUCUCUAAACGCCGUGUGUGGACAUCGGCUGAAGAGAAUGCUCUAGUUAAUGCUCUAAAGGAUAUUGUAACCGAGGGGUGGAAAACAGAAAACGGCUUCAGAACUGGCUAUGCAUUUCAGUUGGAAAAAAAGAUGAAGACAUAUCUUCCCGGAUGUGAAAUUCGUGCUGACCCGCACAUAACUUCCAAAAUGCAUGUUUGGAAGAAAACAUAUGCGAGUUUGGCCAAUAUCAAAGCAAAUAAAUCGGGUUUGGGAUGGAAUGAUGUUUCAAAAAGCUUCUCCUGUGAUGAUGAUAGGUACCAAUCGUUGAUGAAG
Molecule: messenger RNA, 762 nt
Organism: Striga hermonthica
Lineage: Eukaryota; Viridiplantae; Streptophyta; Magnoliopsida; Lamiales; Orobanchaceae
Source: the annotation of a GenBank genome assembly